AUGUUCGUACUAGAAUACAAAAAAAGGUCCGAUUUAGGUGGCCGUUUCAAAAAAGAAGUGGUACUUGAUGGCCAGAGCUAUUUGUUGCUAAUACGAGACGAAGGAAGCGUUGCACCUGAUUAUCAGUUUACGCAGUGGCUGGACGCGGUCAUCUUUGUCUUCUCAUUGGAAAGUCAGGAAAGUAUCGAAACGGCUCUGCAUUACUACGAACAAAUGUCCAAAUACCGUAAUAUCAGUGAAGUACCGGUUCUUAUGGUCGGCAUGCAGGAUGCGGUGACAGAGUCGAAUCCGCGAGUAAUCACCGAACAGGAAGGUCGGCAAAUGGCCAAAAGCCUACCAAAAUGCUCCGGCUACUAUGAAGCAUGCUCAACUUAUGGCCUGAACGUUGAUCGAUUAUUCAAAGACAGUAAGUACUUCAUUACUUGA
Gongylonema pulchrum is the source of this 426-nucleotide messenger RNA. Lineage: Eukaryota; Metazoa; Nematoda; Chromadorea; Rhabditida; Gongylonematidae. The record is from the annotation of a GenBank genome assembly.